CUGCUCUCUCUCUCCCCUUGUAGGAGGAUGCUCUAGCAAUCUCAGCCUCUUCUCUCAUCCCCCCUUUGGAGGAGGACGCUCUAGGACUCUGAACCGCUGCUCUCUGCCCGCUUCGAGGACGCUCUAGGAAUCUACUCUUUCUCCCUUCUGUUGGAGGAGGACUCUCUAGGAAUCUGAGCCUUUCUGCCCCCUUGGACCCUGGUUGGCGGGGAAGAGCUCCAGGCCUACUUUGAGUAGAUCGUUCAGAAAAGAUGUUGAAAAAUUGAAGUGUGUCCAGAGGAGGGCAACCAAAAUGGUGAAGGGUCUGGAAACCAUGCAUUAUGAGAAGAGUCUUAGAGAGCUGGGUGUGCAUAGGUCCAAGAUGGUCUCCUAACAUAAGCAGAGAGGAGAACCUACAUUGAAAUCCUUCUCCAUGGAAGAAACUCUAGGAAAGAUGAACAUAAAACAGGUGACCUUUGGGGAUGUCGCUCUGUAUUUCACAAAGGGUGAAUGGCAACUGUUGGAUUGGAACCAGAGAUUUUUGUAUGAGGAAGUCAUGAUGGAAAACUAUGAGAAUGUGUCCUCCCUGGGAGACAUUGUGAUUCAUCAGAGAAUCCAAACAGGAGAGAAACCAUACAGAUGCCAGCAAUGUGGUAAAUAUUUUGCUCGUAUAUCAUACCUUAAAGGACACAUGAGAGUCCAUACAGGAGAAAAACCAUACAAAUGCCAGCAGUGUGGAAAAUGUUUUGCUCGCAAGUCAUAUCUUCUGACUCAUCAGAUAGUCCAUAGAAAGGAGAAACCAUACAAAUGCCAGCAGUGUGGGAAAUGUUUUGCUCGUCUGUCAGACCUAGAGAGACACCAGAGUCUCCACACAGGAGAGAAACCAUACAAGUGCCAGCAGUGUAAGAAAUGUUUUGCUCGCAAAUCACACCUCAAGGGCCACCUGAGAGUUCACACAAGAGAGAAACCAUACAAAUGCGAGCAAUGUGGAAAAUGUUUUGCUGGCAAGUCAUACCUUGUACCUCAUCAGAGAGUCCACACAGGAGAGAAACCAUACAAAUGCCAGCAGUGUGGAAAAUGUUUUGUUAUCAAGUCAGACCUUCUGAAACACCAGAGGGUCCACACAGGAGAGAAACCAUUCAAAUGUCAGCAGUGCGGAAAAUGCUUUUCUGACAGGUCUGCCCUUGUGGCUCAUCAGAGAAUUCACACAGGAGAGAAACCAUACAAAUGCCACCAAUGUGGAAAAUGUUUUGCUCACAAGUCAGUCCUUGUGAAUCACCAGAGAAUCCACACAGGAGAGAAACCAUACAAGUGCCAGCAGUGUGGGAAAUGUUUUGCUCACAAGUCAGACCUUGUACCACAUCAGAGAGUGCAUGCAGGAGAGAGACCAUACAAAUGCCAGCAAUGUGGGAAAUGUUUUGCUCACAAGUCACACUUAGUGAAUCAUCAAAGAAGCCAUACAGGAGAGAAACCAUACAAAUGCCAGCAGUGUGGUAAAUGUUUUGCUCGCAUGUCAUACCUUAAAAGACACCAGAGAAUCCACACAGGAGAGAAGCCAUACAAAUGCAAGCAGUGUGAAAAAUGUUUUGCUCAUAAGUCACACUUAGUGACUCAUCAGAGAAUCCACACAGGAGAGAAACCAUACAAAUGCCAACAGUGUGGAAAGUGUUUUGCUUUCAGGUCAAACAUUUUGAAGCAUCAGAGAAUCCACAUAGGAGAGAAAUGUAUUCAAGACGGGGAAUUUCAUAGAUUCAUAGAGUUGGAAGAGACCACAAAAGACCACUUACUGUCAGGAAGUUCCUCCUAAUGUUGAGGUGGAAUCUCUUUUCCUGGAGCUUGCAUCCAU
Molecule: messenger RNA, 1825 nt
Organism: Sceloporus undulatus (fence lizard)
Lineage: Eukaryota; Metazoa; Chordata; Lepidosauria; Squamata; Phrynosomatidae
Product: zinc finger protein OZF-like
Exons: 5
Coding region: 413-1786 (457 amino acids)
Biological process (GO): negative regulation of transcription by RNA polymerase II; central nervous system development
Cellular component (GO): nucleus
Molecular function (GO): RNA polymerase II cis-regulatory region sequence-specific DNA binding; DNA-binding transcription repressor activity, RNA polymerase II-specific
Source: RefSeq, a predicted model, not a curated record